AUCCAUUGAUCCACUCUAUAAAAUGUCAACAUUUAUUGGUGGUGGCACAUCACCCAUUACAAAUGGCAUACUCACUACAAAUGCUACACUCUCUAGACCUAGUGGUUUAGCUUUAUACAGAGGAGAAGUCUAUCUAGUAGAUUCUGCAAGAAUUCUAAAAGUUAACAAUCAUAACAAUUCCCUUACUAUUAUUGCUGAUGUAAAUGCAAUGUUGAAUAAUCCAUUUGGUAUUUGUUUGAAUGAUGAAGGUGAAAUUUUUAUUGUUGAGCGAGCUUCACAUGUGGUUCGUAAAAUUUUGACAAAUGGUACAAUUAUUGUAUUUGCUGGAAUUGUUAAUCAACAAGGUUAUUCUGGGGAUGGUGGUUUGGCUGUAAAUGCAGCUCUUAAUUGGCCAUAUGAUGUAGCAUGUGAUUUAAAGACUGGUGAUGUUUACAUUUCAGAUAAUGAGAAUCAACUUAUUCGAAAGGUGUUCAAAAAUGGAACUAUUACAACAAUUGCUGGAUCUAGAUCUGGAGGCACAACACAAGAUGGAUCUUUAGCCACCCAAACUGUAAUUAAUCGACCAAUGAUGAUGUCUCUGAGUUCGAAUGGUAAUCUCUACUUUACUUCAAAUAUUUGUACAAUUCGAAAGAUCAGUACGAAUCAAACUAUUUCAACAGUUGCUGGCGAUGGUCAAAAUAAUAAUUAUCGUAAAAAUGACAUUCUAGCUACAUUAGUAACUCUGGAUGUACCAUUUGGAGUCGAUGAAGGUCCAUUUGGUGAAUUGUACAUUGCAGAAACUUACCUUAGUGCUAUUCGAAAGGUUUCUCCAAAUGGAAUAAUUUCAAAAAUUGCUGGAACUUUCCAAUCAGGAGUUUCACUGAAUACCGUUUUAGAUGCUUCCAAAGCUCAAAUAACCGAUCCAUAUGAUGUCAUAGUUGAUCCUUCUACUGGAAUAGUUUACUUUUCCGAAUAUUCAUCAGAUGUUAAACGAGUUGCUAAAUUGGAGCCAUACUGUACAUUUCCUUUUGAAUUAAUUAAUGGAACAUGUACUUACUCAUGUUAUGGAAUUGGAUAUGAUGAUGCAAGAGUUUGUGCUGGGCAUGGAAUUUGCCUUUCGAAUAAUACAUGUCAAUGUGAAUCAGGAUGGAAAGGUAAUAAUCAAUGUUCCUUACCUUCAUGUGAAUUAUUGAAUAAUUGUACUGGAAAUGGAAUGUGUAUUUCAAAUAAUACUUGUGAAUGUAAUUCCAAAUGGAAACAUAUUGAUUGUUCCAUUAGUAUUUGUAUUCCAUAUUUGAAUUUAAAUAGUCAAUUACAAUGUUCUCAAGAUUUAAAUAGUCAAUUAUUAACAUUUAAUGAAUUACAAUCAAAUAUUAAUUUAAAUCCAAUUAAUUUAAAUGAAAAUCAACAAAUUACUUUUAUUUUAGGUAAUAAUUUUACAAAUAAUUUGGAAAAUUCAAAAUAUUUUAUUAGUUCAUCAAUUUCUCAAUCAAAUUUACAAUUUUAUUCAAAUGUUACAAAUUUAGUUUUACAAAAUUCAAAUUCUACAUUCAUUCAACUCCAAUUAUCAAAUUCAAUUCAAUUCCAUUUCAAAAAUAUCGACAUUGAACUGUCAUCUUUCAAUUAUACAUGUUUAAGAUAUGACUAUUUGUUAAAUAGAUGGACAAAUGAAUCAAUUUCUACAAUAAUAGAUUUAUCCGUGAAUGAAAUUACAUGUUCAACUAAUUAUUUAUCUACAUCAAUUGUUAUUCAGAGAUAUAGAAUUAUUGAAGUAGUUCCAUCAAAGUCAAAUGUCAUCCCAAAGGUAUCGAAUAGUAAUGGUGGAACUGUUGUUAAUCCAAAAGAAUCUAAUAGAGGAAUUAUUAGUCAUGCAAUUAGACUUGUCGGUUCAACAACUUUGACUGUUGUAAUAAUGAUGAUAUUUAACAUUUUGUAAAUAAAUCGAGCAAGGAUUGUAUAAU
This is a messenger RNA of Naegleria gruberi, 1940 nucleotides long. RefSeq lists its product as uncharacterized. The record is from RefSeq and is a predicted model, not a curated record. Lineage: Eukaryota; Heterolobosea; Eutetramitea; Acrasida; Naegleriidae. The transcript has a single exon. The coding region runs from base 23 to 1915 and encodes 630 amino acids.